Messenger RNA from Rhipicephalus sanguineus (brown dog tick), 2716 nucleotides. Its product is annotated as serine/threonine-protein kinase ULK3. Lineage: Eukaryota; Metazoa; Arthropoda; Arachnida; Ixodida; Ixodidae. The transcript has 15 exons. Bases 42 to 1433 code for a protein of 463 amino acids. Gene Ontology annotation, biological process: protein autophosphorylation; peptidyl-serine phosphorylation; autophagosome organization. The record is from RefSeq and is a predicted model, not a curated record. Gene Ontology annotation, molecular function: protein serine/threonine kinase activity; ATP binding. Gene Ontology annotation, cellular component: autophagosome; cytoplasm.
AAACCGUCUUUCUAAUUUCAACAUAACAGAGUUUCGGUCUCAUGGCUCAGCUGUACGAGCACAAGCUUCCCGAAUAUAUUUUUACCGAGAAACUUGGACAAGGAACGUAUGCGACUGUCUUCAAAGCGUACCAUAAGACAGGUGCACGACGAGUCGUUGCUAUAAAAUGCAUCUCCAAAAGCUCUCUCACCAAGACAGCAACCGAGAAUUUGCUUACGGAAAUAGCGAUAUUAAAGAGAAUAAAGAACGAGCACAUUGUGGAACUUAUAGACUUCCAGUGGAAUCAGCAGUUUAUUUACCUCAUCAUGGAAUACUGCGCCGGCGGCGAUUUGCAUCGCUUUAUACGGGCCAACAAACGACUUCGAGAGUCCAUAGUUCGCAAAUUUCUUCAGCAGCUUGCAAAGGCGCUGCGGGUUCUCCAUCAACACAAUAUUGCUCACAUGGACCUGAAGCCACAGAACAUCCUUCUCUCUUCCGUGCGGAAUCCUUCACUGAAACUCGCAGAUUUUGGGUUUGCGCAGUAUUUGCGAUCAGGUGACCUGGCCAGCUCCCUUCGAGGAUCUCCAUUAUAUAUGGCUCCAGAAAUGCUGCUCAGCGAUCAAUAUGACAACAAAGUGGACCUCUGGUCUGUCGGCAUCAUCAUGUAUGAAUGCCUUUUUGGAAGUGCCCCAUAUGCGUCGCCAACUUUUGAGGAGGUAGCGGCCAAAAUUCGCACUGACAAGCCUAUACAGCUUCCACAAGGUGCUUCUGUGUCCGACUGCUGUGCAGAUCUGCUGCUGAAGCUUCUUCAGCGGAAUCCCGAGAAACGUAUAGGCUUUGAAGAAUUCUUUGCCCAUCCAUUUGUUGACCUGGAGCACAUUCCGAGCGCAGAAACUCUUAAGAAAGGAGCCUCUCUGAUUCAGCAGGCAGUGGCCAAGGACAGCCAGGGUUGUCAUCGAGAAGCACUACACCUCUAUUGCCAGGGCCUGCAGUACCUGCUGCCUGUUUUACAGAAUGAGACUGACUUGGAGAAGUGGAAAUCACUGCAAGCAAAGGUCAGCGAAUACCUUCAGCGUGCUGAAACCCUCAAGUCGACACUGAAGUCAAGGGAGGCUAUUGUCAUUGAUGACGACAGGCAUGGAGGUGGCACUGAAUUCGAGGACAUUUGUGAUCGAUAUCCACCUCUCCAGAGUGCCCUUCUUUUGGUCAACUCUGCAAAGAAACUGGCUGUCGCAAAUAGACUUAAGGAUGCCCUAAAGACUUAUCAAGAUGCUUUAGACAUUGUCAUUCCAUUUAUGAACAAAUGCAGGCCAGAUGAGAAGGAGGUGCUGAGAGCAGAGGCUGAGAAAUGGCUUGAAGCUGCUGAGCUAGUCAAAUCUUACAUGGCCAUGCAAACCAUGGAGGUAGGAAGAACGGCUCCUGUGAAAUCAGAACAAUCGUGCACCAUACAGUGAAAUUUUGUCGUGUGGAAUGGUUGUCACCAGGCCUUGUACAUCUGUAAAUUAUAUGUUGUGUUCUUUGUUGUUAUGUUGCAUGUAGGUACUGUUGCUGCAUUUGGUUUUAAAGGGACACAAAAGGGAAUACUAUAGAGUUAUGACGUGUAGACUAUGUCACUAGUGCACCAGUCUGCUAGCAUUUUGAGCUCUUCUUUUAUGAGACAGAUCAGCCAAUCCAGCUCAGUUGUGCUUCGUUACGUCUUGUUUAAAUAGGAAGGCAUACCUAUACCACAUGUAUAACUUCGGGAUUUCAAAGUAAGCAUAGUAAAGAAAUUGUGCGCCUUUUAAAUAAUAGCAGCAGGUGGAUCGAUGUUUGUUAUCAGAACCUGCCAAUAUAGUCUCUUGUGGUGUACAACUUGGAGUACACAUUGUACCCGCAGCUUCAUGACAGAAAAUGUAGUAUUCAAAACUAAACAGCAACACGGAGGAAGCUACAGUCACUGUCAUACUUAACCUGAACACACGUCCAGCAUGCUGUCUUGAAUGUGUGUGUGUAAUGUGUCUUCUUUCCGCAGCAUUGAAUGUAUUGCUCCUUGCAGUCAGUGUCCUUUGAAGAAGUUAGGCUGCGUUAAAUUUGUUUGUUGUUAGAGUUGUCUGGUUGGGGCCCUACAUGGGAGCCUGCAUUUGUACUCAUUUGAAUGAACGCGUCUUUGAGCUGGCAUCUUCUUGAACAUGCAGAAGCAACUCUCAUAUCCAACACAGGCAUCAACUGUUUGCUGUGGCAGACUCUGCUCAAGCCAAGAGCAGUGGUUUGAGGUGUCUGAUCAUCUGUCUCUAUUUUGGGCAACAAUUUGCUAACUAAAUAGACGUCAAGCAUGGCACACUUAAGGCAUGCAUGAUGCCGCGAGGUAGCGCCUACUGUAAUAAAUAUUGGGAGCGCCUUUUUUUACUCUCGAUUAGCGUGAUCAAGCUGCUGUGCAAAAUGAUGUACAGACAGGUUCUUUUGAACCAGUUCAUUUUGAGAAACACUUUUAAACUAUCAAACUGUGAAAUAUGGUAUAGGUGUCCUGGGUUAACUUUUCUGGAAACAAAAAAAUAAAGUGUGGAGUUUCUCUAGUGUCCCUUUGAUAACUCACCUAGGAACAAUGAAUGGGUUCAAAGUAGCACCCAGCGAACUGAAAGAUCUUUUAUAUUGUUCAAACAGUAUAAAUGUGUUGCGUAAUGUUAUGCACAUUUAUGUUAUGAACAUUGUUGUGUACAGUUGUUGACGAGUUGUGCAUUAAAGCAGCUUACCACGGUUA